Molecule: messenger RNA, 1843 nt
Organism: Rana temporaria (common frog)
Lineage: Eukaryota; Metazoa; Chordata; Amphibia; Anura; Ranidae
Gene: TRIM14
Product: tripartite motif containing 14
Exons: 7
Coding region: 154-1842 (562 amino acids)
Molecular function (GO): protein binding; zinc ion binding
Source: RefSeq, a predicted model, not a curated record
CUAGGGCAGUGCAGUGUACAGAAGACAGCUCGCCUCCUACAAUCAGCAUUCAGCACGUUACACCUACACUUUUUAUGGCUUCUCCAUAGGGUGUGAGUGAUUCAGAAGAAGAAAAUUCAGAGCAGUGCUACCAAUUUGCAAUUAACAGGUGCUAUGGAGAAGAAGAUGUCACCAGAAGAAGUCUCUGCCUUCAGUCAUCCUCACCUCCUUAAGCUUUGUGGACUGUGUGGUGCUGGCUGCCCUGUACCUGUAUUUUUAGUAUCCUGUGGGCAUUGCUUUUGCCUUGGCUGUCUUGAGGGCUUCUGGCAGCAACUUCCUAAUUGUGAAAAGCCAUGCCCAACCUGUACCUUGCCCAGGGAGAGUCAAGAAAGCCUGAGGCAACAUCCAUUGCAAUGUAACCUGUGCCCAGUUCAUCAUCCAUGUACUGCCAGGUGGAGCUGCCUGACCUGUGGGGAGUCCUAUUGCCCUGAGCACUUCCAACCGCACAUGCUUGAAGAGGAGAGUGGUGGGGUGUCACUGGCUGGGCACCAUGUGUGUGAUGCGGCAGGAGAGGAGGCCAGGAGAAUGAGUGGUACCCGGCGGUGCCCACAGCACAGGGACAGGCUGGUGGAGAUGUACUGUGGCAUUUGCAGAGUGUGCAUCUGUACCCUAUGUCCCCUGCUUGGCAGUCAUAAAGGCCACCCAGUGACCCUCAUACAGCAGGAAGCCAUGCACAAGAAGAAUCUGACGAACAGAUGCCUGGAGCAGCUUGAUCAAAAGACAAUCAAUGUACUUGGCAACAUACAGAAUAUUGAGCAAGCUGCCACCGAACUCAAGGCACACACUCUGGCAAGCAAGGAUUCUAUCACCUCAAAAUGUACAGAACUGCGUCUUUUGCUUGAAGAAGAAGAAACAUUUGCAAAAAAAUAUAUUGAUGACAAGGCCAAAAUGGUUCUGUGGGCCUAUGAUGGUCAAAUAGAGACAUGCCAAGACCAGAUAAAGGUCAUUGAUAAAAUAUCAACCAAAGUCAGAAGUAUUCAUCAGCAGCCUGAUGACAUAAAACUCAUUGAGGAUUAUACAGCAUCAGAGAGGGAGAUUAGGACUUCCAUGGCUCCAGCUGAACAAUGGCAUCCAGUCCCAGUUACCUUUGAACAUCUGGAAAAUUACUAUGGCUCCUUCACAGAAACUUUCAAAUCUAUAUUCAAGGAGCCUCUUACAAACCCCUUGAGGUCUAAUACAUUUAGUGGCCUCAGAGAGAGAGCAACACAAAAACCUGGAACGUUAAUUAAAACAGGGUCCUUUGUGGACAGAUCACUGUUCUUAAAACAUGCCAGAUGUCCAACAUUAGAUCCCAAUACAAUGCAUCCUAAGCUGAGGCUCUCUGAAGACCUCCUUACAGUAAACUGUGCCUGGUUAGGGACAUUUAACUCCAGCCACCCUCAAAGGUUUGAUAAACUCAUGCAGAUACUAAGCAGAGACUCUUACUUUUCUGGCACACACUACUGGGAGGUAGAUGUCCUUCAAGCAGGACAAGGAUGGUGGAUAGGCGUCACUUACCCGUCGAUCCAGAGGAAAGGAGACUCUGAGUUCAGUCGCCUCGGAUGGACCAGUGGAUCAUGGUGUAUUAAAAGAUUUGAUCAUGAAUACUGGGCUUUCCACAAAGGAGAGAGGAAAGCAAUUCAUCUCAACCACCACCCAGAGAAAAUUGGGGUUUUCCUGGACUAUGAAUCUGGAGUUCUUUCUUUCUUUGAUGUCACAGCAGGAAUGAGGCAUUUGCAUACUUUUCGCUGCAGGUUUACAGAACCACUGUAUCCUGCUCUACGGUUAUGGGAUGGAUCAGUCACAAUCUGUAGAUUGACUUAAA